CAGAAUCAACUAGUAAUGAAAGAAACACUGUAAAACCCCUCUCUGAAAUAAAACCAAAAACUAGGGUUUGAAAAAGAAAUAAAAAAUGGUGGGAAUGACAUCAAAUGCGAAAGAGAAGACAAGCAAUGUUCUUCACUUGAUCAAAUACACGACUGAUAUGCCCUUGAAACUUCAAUACUUGGAUCAAUUUAAAGAGAUUUUGUUAAAGAAUGGUGAUUCUUUAUGCUCUGAGUUUUUCCCUAAUCUUGUCGAAUUUCAGAAGGAUCGUUUUAGCCCCAUUCGUAAAUUACUCGCACAGAUAAUUGGUGAAAUUGGAUCCACUUGUACGGAGUUGAUACCUGAAAUUGUACCAGUUUUGAUAUCAUUUUUGGAAGAUGAUACACCAGCAGUUGCUAGACAAGCCAUUUCUAGUGGUACAGAUUUGUUUCGCAGUACGCUUGAGAAGGUUGCAGUAAAGGGUUUAAGUGCAAGCGAAUUGGAUGAUUCACUUAAAACAUCGUGGGAAUGGAUGUUGAAGUUCAAAGACGCAGUAUGUCCCAUUGCAUUUCAGAAGCAUGGAACUGAUGGGAUUAGACUGCUAGCAAUAAAGUUUGUCGAAGCAAUUGUUCUUCUUUACACACCAGAUCCUAAUGGCUCCUCGGAGCCUCCCCCACAUCAAUCUUCUGAAGGAAAAUUAGAGGGAUUCAGCAUAUCAUGGUUGCGUGGAGGCCAUCCAGUGCUGAAUGUUGCUGAUCUGUCAAUGGAAGCCAGUCAAAGCCUAGGGUUAUUGCUCGAUCAGCUGCGGUUUCCCACAGUGAAAUCACUCAGUAAUCUAACAAUAAUUGUUCUCAUCAAUAGCCUUUCAACCAUUGCAAACAAAAGGCCUGCGUUUUAUGGCCGUAUUCUGCCGGUAUUGCUUGGCUUGGAACCAUCAAGUUCUGUGGUCAAAGGGGUGCGAGUUACUGGUGCACAUCAUGCUUUGAAAAAGGCAUUCCUAUCCUGCUUGCAAUGUACACACCCGGGUGCUGCUCCAUGGUGUGAGCGAUUGGUUGGUGCCAUGAAAGAAAUGGAAGAUGGAAAGUUGGUGGAACAUACAACUGCCGGAAGUUUAGAUGCGGGAACAUGUGAGUCACAAUCUACUGAGGAAGAGAAGCCUCUAAUCAAAGCAUAUGAUGCUGUACAAGAAUCAGGAAGGAAAAGAUCUAUGAUUCAAGAAAUCAGUGAUCCGGAGCAAGAUGAUGGGGUAACUGGGAAACGUGCCAGAUCAUCACCAAUCAACUCGGAGGGGUCAAACAGAGACAGAAAACCUAAUUUGAAUCAGGGUACCCUUUCUUCGAAUGGAGCAACAUCCUCUACCGGAGAUGGAGAGACAGGAACUGUGCAGCAGCUUGUUGCUAUGUUUGGCGCAUUGGUGGCUCAAGGUGACAAAGCUGCUGGAUCAUUGGAGAUUCUUUUAUCAAGCAUCUCCGCUGACUUGCUAGGAGAAGUUGUGAUGGCUAAUAUGAGGCGCCUUCCUCCUACAUUUGAGGAAGAUGAACAAAUAAUGUCGAACAUGAGUUCUCUUUUGAACGUAGCUGAUAGUAAUUCCCUUGCGUCACAUCUUAUGUCACUUGUAUCAGACAUCCCUUCACUUUCUGCUGUGUUUCAACAGAAACACUUGGAGGAUGAACAUCAAGAAGUGGUCACCCCUGAAAUCGAUUCAGUUUUUGGUAGCAGAAAUGAUACUAUUGCAACCAUAGCAUCCACCAUUAUGACAAAUCCAGGAAGUGUUGGUCACCCAAUCAGGCCAAAGUAUGAAAGCCCAACUAUGUCAUCUGACAUGCAUGAUGCAGGUACACCUGAGAGUGGAAUACCUGGUCUCGACUCCAGUGCAUUCGCCGAUGCUAUGCCAGAAGCACCAGGUGCUUCUCAUUUGACUAAUGUUGAUACAGAAGGAGAAAGUCAGGAUAAAGUUACGAACUCAGAUGGGAGUUUUUUAAUGGACUAUUCUUCAACUGUUUCUGUGCUAGCUGAUAAGACCGAGGAAUUUGGCCUACAAGUACCUGUUUCAGAUACCAAUAGCGUUAUUUCUACAUCAAUAUCUAGCCAAUGCAUCCUCCCGAAGAUGUCAGCACCUGUAGUUGAACUUACUGAUGAACAAAAGGAUGAACUACAAAAAACAGCUUUCAUUCGCAUAAUUGAGGCUUACAAGCAAAUAUCAAUAGCUGGAGCCUCUGAUGUUCGGUUUUCUUUACUUGCUUAUUUGGGAGUUGAGUACCCGUUGGAGUUGGACCCCUGGAAGCUUUUGCAAGAGCAUAUAUCAUCAGAUUAUUUAACCUACGAGGGACACGAGUUGACGUUGCGUGUGCUCUAUAGGUUAUUUGGAGAGGCAGAAAAAGAAAAUGACUUCUUUUCAUCUACAACUGCAACAUCAGUAUAUGAGACAUUUCUUCUCACCGUGGCUGAGACGCUUCGAGAUUCUUUUCCAGCAUCUGACAAAUCUCUGAGUAGGCUGUUUGGUGAAGUCCCUUACCUGCCAGGGCCAGCAUUUAAAUUGUUAGAAUCCUUGUGUUCUCCUGGAAGCAGCGAAAUUACUGACAAGGAAGCCCAAAGUGGUGAUAGAGUUACCCAAGGCCUCAGUGCUGUGUGGAGCUUGAUUUUGCAAAGACCUCCAAUUCGAGAUAUCUGCUUGAAAAUUGCUUUACAGAGUGCAGUCCAUCAGUUAGAAGAAGUACGGAUGAAGGCAAUACGUCUGGUAGCGAACAAGCUUUACCCAAUAUCAUCCAUUGCUCAGCAAAUCGAAGACUUCGCUAAUGAAAUGCUUCUCUCGGUAACAAAAAGAAAUACUACAGAGGGAUUGGAUACUGAAGGACCAACCCCUGAAGUGCAAAAGGAUGUUGAUGUGGAAAAGCCUUCAAAUGACCAGCUAUUGUCAAAAACAGGGGUCGAGGAAGUUUCCUCGGAUACCCAUCAGCCAUGCUCCACCUCAAAUACGGCAACCUCCUUGAUCUCCGAGGCGCAGCGGUGCAUGUCUCUCUACUUUGCUCUCUGUACCAAGAAACGUUCACUUUUUCGGCAAAUUUUUAUCAUUUACAAGAGCAUUCCGAAGGCUGUGACCGAGGCAGUUCAUCGCCAUAUCCCAAUAUUAGUUCGCACAAUAGGGUCUUCACCUGAGAUUCUUGCAAUUAUUUCAGAUCCCCCUUCUGGCAGUGAGAGCCUUCUAUUGCAGGUGUUACAUAUAUUAACGGAUGGCACAGUUCCUUCACCAGAUUUAGUAUAUACUGUCAAAAAGUUGUACGACUCGAAACUAAAGGAUGUUGGAAUUCUCAUUCCAGUAUUGUCAUCUCUGCCAAAAGAGGAGGUGUUACCAAUUUUUCCCAAGCUUGUCAACCUUCCGGCAGAUAAGUUCCAAACUGCACUUGCUCGCAUGCUACAGGGAUCAUCUCAUUCAAGUCCAAUACUUAGCCCAGCUGAAGUAUUGAUUGCCAUUCAUGGAAUUGAUCCUGAGAAAGAUGGGAUUGCCUUGAAAAAGGUUAUGGAUGCAUGCAAUGCUUGUUUUGAGCAGCGACAAGUGUUUACCCAGCAAGUGCUAGCGAAGGUGUUGAAUCAGUUGGUUGAGCAGAUUCCGCUUCCCCUGCUGUUCAUGCGCACCGUCUUGCAGGCAAUUGGUGCUUUCCCAGCUUUGGUAGACUUUAUAAUGGAGAUUCUCUCGCGACUUGUGACUAAGCAGAUAUGGAAAUACCCAAAGUUAUGGGUUGGGUUCUUGAAGUGUGCUCUCAUGACGCAACCUCAGUCAUUUGGCGUGUUACUUCAGUUGCCUGCAGCACAACUGGAAAGUGCAUUGAGCAGAACUGCUGCUUCUCUGAAGGCUCCCUUGAUUGCCCAUGCUGAACAACCAAGCAUCCGAUCUUCUCUACCUAGGUCAACGCUGGUGGUUUUAGGUCUUGCACAGGAUUCUCAGGCUUCCAGUCAGGCACCAAAGAGUCCAAGUCACCAAACGACAGAAACUAGCAAUUCUGUCACCGUGGCAGAGGGAGCGACAGACCCUAAAGAAUUAUCAACAGCCAGCUGAUCCCUAACAACCGUAUAUGUAGAAUUCGUGGUGGAUAGUCUUCUUCUUCUUUUUUUUUCAGGUACACUGUUAGAUAGCUAAACUGAGCCUGGUAGAGCUUGGGAUAAGUGAAGGAUUGGUGGGAUUUGAGGAUCAGUUUCUGCAAUGGAAGUGGAAGAAGGCCUUGCAUAGAUAAAUUGUUGUAAACUAGGAUGAAUUGUAUCUUAAAAUUACUAGGAAAAGGGUAGUUAAAUUGAAUUGUAAACUAGGAUGAAUUGUAAGCUCCAACAUAUUGUUAACACCAUCUACUGAAUUAAAACUUAUAGCCGAAUUUGAAAACUGUAAAUCCUAGAACAGAGCCAUUAAAUCAGGCAUUGCUGUUUUAUGUAUUCCAUUUUACGCGCUCUUUAGCCAGGA
Molecule: messenger RNA, 4426 nt
Organism: Papaver somniferum (opium poppy)
Lineage: Eukaryota; Viridiplantae; Streptophyta; Magnoliopsida; Ranunculales; Papaveraceae
Exons: 27
Coding region: 86-4030 (1314 amino acids)
Source: RefSeq, a predicted model, not a curated record